Messenger RNA from Spirodela intermedia, 5306 nucleotides. Lineage: Eukaryota; Viridiplantae; Streptophyta; Magnoliopsida; Alismatales; Araceae. The record is from the annotation of a GenBank genome assembly.
AUGAGAGCAGCUGUACAGGCGGCGCUCCGCCGAGCUAUGUUCUUCUUCCUUCUCUUGGCGGCGACUCUGAACUGCAGUCUUGAGGGGAGGGGAGCCCAUGCGCAGACUCUCCCCAAGGAGGAAAGUGAGUAAUAACGACGAGCGCCCUCCGCUCUGCUCACCCUCGCCAUGGAAUCGCCAGGAGCUGCUCGCUCCGUUCUCAGCUACGCUCGUCUUCUCGAGCGUGGGGGUUGGGUUGGCGACCAUCGCUCAGUUUUUUCCGUCUUAAUUGGGCAAAAUAUUUAUUUUCUCGGCUCCGCAUCGAGUAAGAAAAUUCCGUCAGCAAUUCGAAAUUGUUUUAGUCGUGUUCGGAUACAGAAGAAUCUUCGACCUCGGUUCCGUAGUAAGAUAUUAUUCGCAAUAAUGCCGAUAUAAGGAUUUUAUUUAUUCAUUAUGUAAAAAUAUAUAAAUUAUUAUAUAUUUUUAUGUUCCGUAACAGGUUCAUCUCUCUCUCUCUCCCUACAUUAUAUAUAUGUAAUUAUUCUUCUUAUUUCAAGUUCUAACACCACUCGGUGGGCAUUGCGCGGGAACGUUCAGUUGAGGCGCUUCAGCAGAUCGCUUCAAAGCUGAAGAUUCCGGAGACGCUGUGGAACUUCAGCGUGAAUCCUUGCACUCAAUGGAUUAAGGUAGACAGCAACUACACCCACAACGUCACCUGCCAGGAAAUCACCACGACCACGACAAACGCGACUGUGAACACCACCGCCUGGCAUGUCGUCAAGAUGUAUGCCCCUGCCGCUGUCCCCUCCUGUGUAGCACUCCCCUUAUCUUGUCUCGUCGAUGCCCGACUCUGACUGAUUCGUUGUUGUCGGGACAAAAUUGUGCUCAGCGAUAUCAAGAAGGCUAAUCUGUCUGGAGUGCUGCCGGAGGAGUUCGGCAAACUCAGUCACCUAUCCUCUUUGUGCGUUCCCCGACCUAAAGUCUUGUGUUUCUCCAUUCUUUCUUUUAAACUUUAACGAACCUAACAUCCCCGCGCUCAAUUUUCGUAUCCUCUGAAUCGGCGGAACUGGGCAGUGACCUCUCUCGGAACUACAUCAACGGCUCCAUACCUGCCACAAAUUGGACUUCCCUUCCUCUGAAAAGCUUGUAAAUCACCACCAUUCCGAUCCUUACAUCCCCGUCAACGCAAAUUUGAUUUCUCUAUUCCGUGGUCUAGAUGGUAGUGGAUCUAAGCAAGGGAUUUGUUGUGUACCACUGCAGAAACGUUCUGGCAAACCGUAUCUCGGGUACGAUUCCUGAGGAGAUAGGGAAUAUUACAACGCUUGAAGAACUGUAAUGCCUCCAUAUCCUCUUUGAAAAAAGACAUUUUCCUAACGAACCGGCAUUGUUUAUUUGAAACAGUUGGCAAUCGACAAGUUUUAUUUCUAAUUAAGCCUUUCUUUGAAGCGUCUUGGAGAGCAAUAUAAUGCAAGGGCCUAUUCCUCGUGGUCUCGGAAAGUUGGUUGAAUUACGGUCACUGUACGCCCCCCCUAGUUUCCGUUCUAUUCUACUUUCCCAUUGAAUUGUUCUUCUUUAUGUGAACCAAAGAGAAUGGAAAAAACUAUUAACUUCUAUGAUCGUCGCAAAUAAAUGUGAAUAUUAAAGAAAAUUAAUGGAAGACCAUCAUAUUAUUGCAGGCUUCUUUCUUGCAACAACUUCUCCGGUGAGCUUCCAGAAACCCUUGGUGACUUGACGAAUUUGACGAAUUUGUACGCUCUCAACUGUUACAUUUUUGGACUCCUUGAAUGGUUAAAGGAUCCUCUUGUUCUUGAUAAUCAGUGCUGGACUUUUCUUUUUUCAGUAGGAUUGACGGGACUGAGAUAUCUGGGAAGAUACCAAGCUUCAUUGGGAACUGGACGAAACUAAACAGACUGUAAGCCCAGCUGUCUUUAUUUAUCUUUUCCCAGCGCAGUUUAUCAUCUGAAAAGGAUGUCUCUACUACAUGCAAUUCUCAUGAGCUAUACGUUUUCUAAUGUCGCAGUGACAUGCAAGGAACAUUCAUGGAGGGUCCCUUUCCACCCGAGUUCUCAUCAUUACAGAAGUUAACGCAGUUGUACGUGUAGCUUUAGCCUUUUCCCGUACUCAGGGGUGUUGUCUGUGUUAGUGGACAGUAGUGAUAAUAGCUCUGUUGGCUUUUCUUUUGUAGGAGAGUCACUGACCUGAAAAAUGCCGGUGGUAGCUUCCCUCCCAUUGAGAAACUGUCAGAUUUAGAAGAGUUGUAAGACUACGAAUGUUAUUUAUCCACCCGCAUGAAUAUACUUUUGAAAAUUUGUUGACAGGUUUCCCUGUGUAAACACUGCCAGGGUUCUGCGAAAUUGCUCAAUAUCUGGCAGCAUCCCGGGUUACAUUGACACUUUUGCUCAACUGGAAAUCCUGUAAGUUCUUAUACAAAAAUAUUUGCAUAAUUUGUUGUUCGAGCGGUAAUCAUGUUUGCAUUUGACAAUUUUCUUUGAUAUUUUAGGUUAAAAGUCCGUUUCUAUGAUGCCUUGAAUAGGGGGAGACAUGCUGCAUCUUUUAGUUUGUUUAGAACAUCUGCAUGUGAUCGUCUGCAAGGUCUAGGGGCACUGCCGCAGAUAUCUCUGGACCACCUCUGUGGUGUAACUUCUUAAUUUGAAGCCAUCCAUGAGCCUGCAUUUUAGUAUGAUCAUAUUUUUUCGGUCUGUAUAUUCCCCAAAGGAAGCGUAGCAAUCGAGCUUGGUGCAGAUUUUUUGUUCAGCUACCCUUGUCUGAUGAUAGUAUGUAUAUGGCCGUUGAUGUUGGCAGUUGUCGGGCGAAAUAAUAUUUGGUCAUUCAUAACAUAGUCUCCAAUUUCCUUCUCUACCACAGAGGGAGAAAAACUGUAAUCGGGAACCCUAGUCAUAUCUUAUACCAUCAAAGAUGUGGGAGCCACUGGUUACUAAAGAUAUAGAAAAGGAUUCAGAUUUGCACUUAUUCUCGGGCCGAAUGUAAGUUAAUAAAUGAGAUUGUGGUCGUUACAUGUGUAGUGGUAUCAACCUUUGGGAGUAUUCCAUGGUACGUACUCUGAAAAAACCUUUAAAGGUUGGGAUUUUUGAGUAAUCUUAGAAUUGAAACCCAUUCGCAGAAAAUGAAUGAAUUUUAAGUUAAAAUUCCUAUACUAUUUUUCACGUAAAACUAGAAAAAUAGUCAACUUCAUCUUACUUUACAUACUUGUUCCCACAUCAAUGAUGUUCAUGCAGCCUUUUUUCUCGCUCUCGUAAUUGCUAGAUUAUCAUCAAUAUGGGUUUAUCAUGUCGAUCUUGAAAUGAGGACUCGUACCUUGAUAAUCAUUUUUUCUGGUCAUAGGGAGAACAAUUAUUUGUCUCCGCUUUUGCACAUUUUUGAUGGACUUGUGCUGCAGAGAUCUGAGCUUUAAUAAUUUGACGGGUGAAAUACCAAAAAGCUUUGAGAAUCUUGGACGCUUAACCACUAUGUAAGUGCCUGCAGAUUCGAUUCAGUCAAUGAUUCAACUUAAUAUGCUGGUGGGAAAGUCAGAAGAUUUAUACCGUUUCUGCUGAAGGAACGUUUUCAUGAUAAUUUUAUUGUAUCCCGCACUUGGUUUGAUUUUGCAUAAUCAGGUAUCUUACAAGCAACAAACUUACUGGAUCAAUACCCGAUUGGAUUAGGAGAACCAGAAAGAAGAUGUACGUUUGUCUUCCAGGCAAUAUUUUGCAUUUUAUGUCCCAGUGAAUUUUUUGUUGUGUAUGAAUCAUCAUCAUAACACAACGUUUAAAUGUCAGGGAUAUUUCUUACAAUACAUUCACCGAUCUUUCAUCUGCACCACCUAACUGUGAGCAAGAAUCACGGUAAGCAUGCUUUUUGUCUGUCGCACCUGUUGCUUUUAAUUAUUGUGUCUGGAAUUAAACUAUGUUUACCUAACUUGCAGGAACUACGUUGCCAGCUUUUCAUCGACCACAAGUGAUUCGUAGGUUUCUGACAUUGUUGAAGUCUAUAUUAUAUUAUGGGUAUCUCAAAAGUGUCUAAAUGAUUCACUCUCUCUGUUCAACCUUUGCAGGAUAGCGUCGUGUUUAAAAAAGGACCUCCCCUGUGAUGGCACACCUAAAAGUGGGUAUAAAUCUCCUUUCUACGAGACAGCUUCUGUACCUUUUCAGUUUGAUUUUUUUUCUUUUGCAUGGUUGGAGGAGAACAACCCUAUGAUUUGAAACUCUGACAUACGAACAUGACGUUCUCUUGAUUAAUUUUUUUUAUUUGGCUUUUCGGAACUUCUGCAGACUAUAACCUUUUCAUAAAUUGUGGAGGUGAAAGUGUGAUUGUUGACGGCAACGAAUAUGAACGUGACACAUCAGUGGAAGGCACAUCCAAGUAUGAGGUUUCCAGCAGCGGAAAGUGGGCUUAUAGCAGUACAGGAUACUUUAUUGGGGGAAGAAGCGACGCAUCAUUUGUAGCAGAAGCUACACCAUUAUCGGCAAUACCCAAUGCAGAAUUGUACAAAGCUGCUCGUUUGAAUCCUCUUUCUCUCAAAUACUAUGGUCUGUGCUUGCAGCCAGGAAAUUAUACAGUCAAACUUCACUUUGCUGAAAUAGUUUUCACCUCUGGGGCGACAUUUGGCAGUCUUGGAAGGCGUGUGUUUGAUGUAUUAAUUCAGGUCAUCUGGAUUCUUUGAACUUACAAUCUUGAUGAAUGCGUUUAGUUUAUUAUUUCUCCUUUAGAACCACAUCCAUGAUAUGCUUGUCAAUCACUUCGAGACGAUCAUUCCUAAUUAUUUCGUCCCACAAUAUCAUUCUCUAGCGUGGUUUAGUGUCAUAUAUGCUGAUUCUUAUUGGAGCUUCGUUCAUACAUACGGUUGUCAUUGAAGACCUCUUCGUAGCUUGGAUACAUGAUAUCAUUUCUUGAAAACGAGAAAUCACUUUCUAACACUUUAAAAAUGAGUUCAUUGAUAUUCAGUUAUUCCCUUUUCCGGUUCAUGGUUUUUUUUUCUGGGUACUUGUGCAUUAUAGUAUGUUGAUCCAGCUGAGAAAACUCAGCAUUGAAACAGGGAAACAAGGUGUUAAGAGACUUUAACAUCGUAGCGGCAGCCAAUGGAACUGGUAAGGAAGUUAUUAGGAAUUUUACUGCCCUUGUCGAGGUUGGCACAUUGGAGAUCCAUUUCGUGUGGUCUGGCAAAGGGACAAAUUCCAUUCCGGAUAGAGGUGUAUAUGGGCCACUCAUAUCAGCGAUUUCAGUAACACCAGGCAUGUAUAUGGAGAUAAUUCAGUGCCCCUUCUUUGCUACUUGAUUAUUUGAUUUUGACCUGUUAUUUUAAUUGUAGAUUUCACACCUCGUGUGUUUAA